Messenger RNA from Aspergillus thermomutatus, 1149 nucleotides. Its product is annotated as phosphatidylinositol-specific phospholipase C/glycerophosphodiester phosphodiesterase family protein. The record is from RefSeq and is a predicted model, not a curated record. Gene Ontology annotation, biological process: lipid metabolic process. The transcript is spliced from 3 exons. Gene Ontology annotation, molecular function: phosphoric diester hydrolase activity. NCBI's taxonomy places the organism in Eukaryota, Fungi, Ascomycota, Eurotiomycetes, Eurotiales, Aspergillaceae. Bases 1 to 1149 code for a protein of 382 amino acids.
AUGGCUGUCCUAUUCUCCGGCCUCUCCUCUCGGCGCUCGGAUUCGAGUAGUGACACAACACCGACUGAACGACGGCUUUCAGAUCUUUCCAACAAAUCUCUACAUACAUACCAUGAACCCAACCAGAAGGCUCCUCGCCGCUGGGUUACGAGCUUCAAAUCCAGUCUCAAUCCGACAAUCGUGGGCAAGAAGAAAGCCAGGAGAAACCGUGUUCUUGUUGUCGUCCUGAUUCUCCUUGCACUGGGUGGUAUUGCUGUACUGGUCUGGUUCUCACUUGUCCUCACAUUAAUUGAUCGACUCACACCUACUGUCCCAUCGAACGGACUACAGAGAAUUGUCAAGACAUGGAAAGGCCCGGCGGACUCAGUCGCCGCACUAUCUCCCUGGCCUGAAGACUUCAGUCUGGGCAUAACACCGGUCCAAUGCCACUCUCACAAUGACUAUUGGCGCUCAGUGCCUCUAUACGAGGCCAUUGCAGCAGGCUGCACAGGCGUCGAAGCAGACAUCUGGCUAGAGGGCAGCGAUCUGCUCGUUGGUCACGCGAAGCGCUCUCUGUCCUCUGAUCGUACAUUGAAGAGCCUCUAUAUCGACCCGUUGAUAACAAUCCUCUCUAACCUAAACACCAAUUCAUCCGCCAACAGCUCGGUAGGCGUAUUCGACUUCGACCCCACAACAAGCCUUACUCUCCUGAUCGACAUCAAAACCGACGGAGAUGCCACCAAAACUCUUGUUCGUGGUCCUGUCACCGUCGUUGGAACCGGAAACACCGUGUUUGAUUUGGUGGUCGCAGAGGAAGAUCGCUAUGUCUUCUUCGACGCCCCAUUAAACGACCUUGCUCAGAACUCCACCUACACAUUGGAAAACAGCUACUACGCCAGCGUCUCGCUGAAAAAGGCCGUCGGUGUUGUGUGGCCCUGGGGCCCAACAGACAACCAGAAACAGGCCAUGCAGAAGAUAAUCAGCGCUGCCUCGGAGAGAGGUUUACUCUCUCGGUUCUGGAAUAUCCCCUCCUGGCCUGUCAGCCUGCGCAUGAGGCUAUGGCGGUUUCUGGUUGAUAGCGGGGUCGGCAUGUUGAAUGUAGAUGAUGUCGUUGAGGCGACGAGGUGGAACUGGGACUGGUGUAUUGUGGCAGGGUUGGUGUUGUGUUGA